Molecule: messenger RNA, 2564 nt
Organism: Myripristis murdjan (pinecone soldierfish)
Lineage: Eukaryota; Metazoa; Chordata; Actinopteri; Holocentriformes; Holocentridae
Gene: gmppb
Product: GDP-mannose pyrophosphorylase B
Exons: 7
Coding region: 160-885 (241 amino acids)
Biological process (GO): biosynthetic process
Molecular function (GO): transferase activity
Source: RefSeq, a predicted model, not a curated record
GUCUCUCCUCAGCUGGGCAUCCGGAUCUCUCUGUCCCAUGAGAGGGAGCCUCUGGGAACAGCGGGGCCCCUGGCUCUGGCCCGGGAGCUGCUGACGGUGGACAACGAGCCGUUCUUCGUCCUGAACUCAGACGUGAUCUGUGACUUCCCCUUUCAAGAGAUGCUGCUGUUCCACCAGAACCACAAGAAGGAGGGAACCAUCGUGGUGACGCGGGUGGAGGAGCCCUCUAAGUACGGCGUGGUGGUGUUUGAGACGGACGGCGGCAGGAUUCAUCGUUUCGUGGAGAAGCCGCAGGUUUUCGUCUCCAACAAGAUCAACGCCGGCAUGUACAUCUUCAAUCCCAGCAUGCUCAGCAGGAUCCAGCUGAGGCCGACGUCCAUAGAGAAGGAAAUCUUUCCUGUGAUGGCGGAGGAGGGCCAGCUGUACGCCAUGGAGCUGCAAGGCUUCUGGAUGGACAUCGGUCAGCCUAAAGACUUCCUGACAGGGAUGUGCAUGUACCUUCAGUCGCUACGGCAACAGGCUCCGGAGAGGCUGCGCAUGGGGCCUGGUUUCCUAGGCAAUGUCCUGGUGGACCCGACCGCUCAGAUCGGGGAGAACUGCACCAUCGGCCCCAACGUGACGAUCGGGGCCGGCGUGGUCCUGGAGGACGGCGUGCGGAUAAAGCGCUGCACCGUGCUGAAGGGAGCGCGGGUUCGAUCCCACUCCUGGCUGGAGAGUUGCAUUGUGGGAUGGAGUUCCUCUGUCGGCCAGUGGGUCCGCAUGGAGAACGUGACGGUGCUCGGCGAGGACGUGAUCGUGAACGACGAGCUGUACCUGAACGGCGCCAACGUCCUGCCGCACAAAUCCAUCAACGACUCGGUGCCGGAGCCGCGGAUCAUCAUGUAGGAGGACCGCCGGCGCCUUCAGGACUCGAACGAACGAAACGCCAAAACUGUGCCAGCGCAGACUCUGAGGGACGGAGGAGAGAAUGAAGGAGAGCAGAGGGAGGGGAGGGCGGGGUUGUUGUGUCUUUUCUUUUUGUUUAGUUUAGUUUAGUUUGUGCGUGUUUCCAGCGCCGCUCGCCGAGCCGCCGUCACUCAGCCGUGAUGGAGGCAGGAGGCUGGAGGGCGGAGCUGAGAACACCUGGGCAGGUGGAGGGACCUUUACUGACACACAGAGAGAGAGAGAGAGUUCACUAUGCAUUUACUACCUUAACACUUCCUGAGCUGACUCGGACGACAGGGCCCUGCGCGGCGCGGUCGACCCCGCAGCGCACCGCUGUUGCUAUAGAAACAGGCGGUUGUGCUCGUGGUGUCGCCACGGUGACGUGACGGGUCCCAGCCGGCAGCUCAGGGGGGCCGUGCACACACCGGACCCGCCGGCAGCAAAACACAAAACACAACACAACAAACAAGGUGUGAUGCGGCUGUAGGGAGGGGAAGAGGGAAAAAGGGCGGCGUUGCUAUGACAACACGUGACAUCACACAGGCUUUUAUUUUACCGGAUCAUGUUCUGCUCCUUGAUCUGAAAUCAUGAAUCGUGUGGACGAUCAGACUGGCCAAUCACGGUGACCGCUUGUUUAGCAGCGUUGGUCCCGCCCCUUCUCUUCUGUGAUUGGUCGCUUUGUCCUUAAACUGACAGCAAAGUUAGAAUUAAAAAUAAAAUAACAAAAACCAGGCGUCUGUCCAAAGCGUGUUUACACCGGGAAACAAACAAACAAACCUGUGUGUGUGUGUGUGUGUGUGUGUGUGUGUGUGUGUGUGUGUGCACGGCCCUGCGUGCUGCGUUCCAGAGCUGCUGGAGGGUGGGAAAUUCCUGAUUCCUGCAAUAAAACUACACUUAGGGUUGAAGUUGAGCUUGGAAACUUGCAUUAACAUUUUAUUUUUGUAACACACUGACGGAGGGACGAUGCGCUGCACGCCGCCCUGCUCGUCACACAGCUACUUAUCAAAGACAGCAAUACUGUGAGCGUCAUCAGCCUUACAGACAAACAGGCCACCGCGUCUGUUUGUUUCCAUAGCGACCAGACCGCCAUGUCUGCACCAGUUAGCCACACGUCACAGUCCGGCCUCCUCCUCGUCGUUUUCUACUGGUUUUUCUUGUCUUUUCUUUUCUGCUGCCAGUUCAGCUUUUCCAGCGGGACUCAAACGUCUCAUGUUCCCAAAUGAUAAUUAAAAGAUAUCCGUGUUGUAGUGACCAUUUGCCUCCAGUAGGUGUCGCUGUUAGCUUGCUUGAUUAAUGGUAGUAAAUGCACCAGAUGCUUAUUUUUUGAAGACCCCAUGAUAAAGGACUCUUACUUUGUUGAUUUGAUGUUUUGGUCAAAAGAGCAAACCAACAGCAUCUCAGCUUGGGAGAGAGACACGCUUUUAUUUUGAAGGGACAGGUGGAUGAGAGGGCAUGUUUACAGAUGUGUGAAGGUUUUCAUUGGUUGAAAUUUUAAUUUACAGCCACCGGCGCAGGAUGAUGUCACUGUUUGACAGGAAAUAGAGGUCAUGUGAGGUCGUUUCAUGCGGGCUUUAAUCAUGAUUCAGAAUGCCGUGAAUGAUCAAUCAGAGCCAUUUAAUAAAGUUUUAUCAUGUUUGUAA